AUGAAACGUGCACAAGGCCAAACAAGUAUUGUUUGGUUUCUCAAGAAAUCAAAAAAUAAUGAAUUGAAAGAUGACGAUGAUUCACAUCGUAACGUAUUGGAUGAACCAAUAUCUGAUGAAACUCCUACAACUACUCGAGUUUCUAAUGACAAUGAUUUACAACGAAACAUUUCAAAUGAACUGAUAUCUGGCGCAACUUCUACGUCAAAAGUUUCUGACGAAAAUCUGCAUUCUCAAAUUGCCGAUCAAUCUGACACGUCUACUCAUGCUUCUCCAAAGACGAAUGCUGUUGAUCCAAAACUCGACAUUGGCAAUAUGGAUAGAUCCUCCUUGGAUGAUUACACAAAAAAGCUCAUUUUAACUUUACCGAUGAUCUCGAAAGGGUUUCUCUAUCCAACUACUAAAAGAUAUGGGCGCAACAGGAGUUUUCAAGAAACUUGGAUGAAAGACUUUCCUUUCCUCGCUUAUUCUCAACAAGAAGAUGGCGUGUACUGCAGACCAUGCUGGCUAUUUUUUCAUGAAGGAGUUGGCAAAGGAAACCACGAAAUUCCAGGACAACUUGUCACCAGCUGCUAUAGCAAUUGGAAAAACGCGAGGGAAGAUUUUAGAAAGCAUGCAAACAAAGAAUAUCACAAGACUUGUGCCGAGUUUGCCAAAACUUUUCUUGAAGUAUCUUCAGGAAAACGAUCAGAUAUUAUGUCUCUAAUUGAUAAGCAGCAAGCAAAGGAAAAAAAAGAAAAUAGAGCAGCUAUCAUACCAAUAAUAAAAACCAUUCUUUUUUGUGCUGAGAAAGAAUUGCCCUUGAGAGGCGAUAACGAUAGUGGACCUUUGUCAUUGAUUAGAUCACAACUGAAUGAUGGAAAAUUCCGAGCUCUUUUGCGAUUUCGAAUCGAUUCCGGGGAUGUAAGCUUGGAAAAACACGUUCUCAAUCAUCCGAAAAAUGCCCAAUACAUGAGUCCAGAUAUUCAGAAUGAAAUUAUUCAGAUAUGUUCUGACAUUAUCAUUAGGAAAAUUAUUCAGAAAGUUGAUAAUGCACCAUGCUUCACCUUGCUCGGGGAUGAAACCAUGGAUAUAUCAGGAACUGAACAAAUGUCAGUAUGUCUCAGAUACCUCGACUUCGACGAUGACUUGCAAAAACUGAUUAUUCGUGAAGAUUUUGUAGGAUUUGUACCAAUUUACAACCAGACUUCUGAAAAAAUAACUGAAGCUCUCCUGAAACGUUGUAAAGAGUUGAGCCUCGAAAUGAAAAAAUGCAUUGGUCAAGUUUACGAUGGAGCACGCAACAUGUCUGGUCAUGUCAAUGGCGUCCAGGCGAGAAUGAAGAAUCUGUACCCAUUGAUGAUGUACGUUCAUUGUUAUAGCCAUCGUUUGAAUCUCGCAUUGUCAAAUGCCAUGUCAGUUCCACCUGUUCGAAAUUGCCUUGGGAUUGUGAACGAUGUCGUGAACUUAUUCAGAAACCACGCUUAUGCGACGAAAAUUCUUCAAGAUCUCAUCCAAGAACAUGUUCCGCAGAGUAAAAAGAAGAGGCUUAUUCGUCUUUGCGAAACAAGAUUCAUCGAACGACAUGACAGCAUACUAUCUUUUGUAGAACUGUUUCAAAUCAUCCACAUGGGAUUAGAAGAAAUUUCAGAAAAAUCUUGGGCUAUUUCGAAAACUGCGGCCUGCUUACUUGCAGCAGUUCAGAAAAGUGAGUUUCUCGUCAGUCUCUUGGUUUGUAACAGACUUUUCAGCAUCACGCUUCCUUUAUCAGUUCAACUGCAAGAAAAAUCACGUGAUUUGGCAUCAGCAGUAGAGCAUGUUCACGAAAUCGUGAAUAUGCUUCAAGAAGAACGAACAACUGCAGACGUAUCGUUCAGCAAAAUUUUUAUAGCAGCUGAAAAGCUUGCAAACGAUACAUUCGAUAUGGAGCUGAAAGUUCCGAGACUCACGUCGAAGCAAACAACUCGUUCCAAUUAUCAAACAGACUCUGUUGAAUCGUACUUUCGGUCUGCUGUUUUUAUUCCUUGCCUCGAUACGCUAAUUCAGAAUUUGUCUGACAAAUUUCUUAAUGAGAACGCGGGCAUCUUAUCAAGCUUACAGAUACUUCUCCCUGGAUUUGCUGCAAUUAACAAAGUAGAUGACUUGCAUCAUCUUUCGCCAUACUUUGAUGAUCGAGUCUCAGAAUCCGCUGUAAAAGCUGAGUAUAAGUUGUGGUGUGAGAAAUUAUCGGGACUCGAGAAAGAUGCCGAGGCUUUACAAGUAUUGGAUUUUUGUGACAAGAGCAGAUUUCCAACAAUCAAAUAUCUAUUAACAGUUUUGGCAACUCUUCCGGUCACAACAGCAAGUGUGGAAAGGUCAUUUUCGACAAUGAAAAGAAUCAAGACUUACUUACGUAACUCAACGGGCAACGAAAGACUUAGUGCACUCGCCGUACUGUCAAUUCAUGGAAACUUAGGUAUCGAUCCGAAUGAGGUUCUUGAGAUUAUGGCAGCAAAGAAAUCGCGAAAGUUAAAAUUUUAA
Psylliodes chrysocephalus is the source of this 2499-nucleotide messenger RNA. Lineage: Eukaryota; Metazoa; Arthropoda; Insecta; Coleoptera; Chrysomelidae. The record is from the annotation of a GenBank genome assembly.